Stereum hirsutum FP-91666 SS1 is the source of this 1238-nucleotide messenger RNA. RefSeq lists its product as uncharacterized. The coding region runs from base 335 to 1126 and encodes 263 amino acids. The transcript is spliced from 6 exons. The record is from RefSeq and is a predicted model, not a curated record. Lineage: Eukaryota; Fungi; Basidiomycota; Agaricomycetes; Russulales; Stereaceae.
UUGAUCAACAACAACAUUCUUCCGGAGAUCUUGGUCGUACGUUUGAUCCAUGUUUGCGACAACAUAUUCCGAUGUUCUCGGAUGUGUCUUCAGGAGUUCGGGUAUAUUAGUCGUGAACUUGGGCUUGUUGGUGAUGCCGAAGCUCCGACUUGUUUCUCAUAAAUUUAUCCAAGACAGUCUCCUGCAUAAUGCCCUACUGGCCAUUCUCUCUCGUCAGUCGGAUCGGUGGCCUAUCCAUCUCUCUGCCGCUUAAAUACUCGGAAGAGGAAUGCCAACUCUGCAAGCAUCUCAGGGCCCCUUCGACACUUAGUACGCGAUAACCCGAUUACUUUCCAUGAUGACCUCUGUCUCGAAAUACCACGCUAGCCGUGAAAAUAUAGUAACAGUAGGAGUCGUGGCCGAUUGGAUGUCUUGUCAGAAGACAGUGGACGGUGGUAUGAACGCUACUCUUCUGGACUAUGGCGUGAUCUCUUGCUCUUUCGGGCGACAUGCCGCUCGCAGGAUUUUUGAAGCUAUCCUCCAUGUUCCAUUCGAUAGUCUUCACGUCUGUUACGAAGGCUCCCGAAGUUGUUUCUUCCUCCCACCCAGCGUCCUCGGAUAUGCCCACAUGCCCAUCUGUCUCGAUUUCCGUCACGAUCCCUCCAUCUCGAUAAUCCCUCAACGCUAUUGGCAACCGACCACCGACAGUAAUUGCGGCCGUUAUGUGACGGGAGCCAAGUUACAGAAUCCCAUUUUUCUCGAUCAUCUCAACGGAAAAGGCUUCGGUCUGACUGUCGAGGAAGCCUGUAACGGGCAGGGUGCGCACCUUCGACGGUGGAACGAGACAGUGGAAUUAGGUGGAAAGGCGAAUAUUCAAUUGCGUAUAUGGCUUCAUGCCGAUGCGUGGCAACGACAGAUCAGUACGAGAGACCAGAAAUUGCGCAAAAAUACCAUUCCACUCCGGCAGUUUGUUAAACAGCUCGGUAAUACCGUGCGAGACUACCUAAAGAGCUAUUCUCUGUUCUCAGAAACCGGGCAGUUGAUCAACGACGACGAUAUCGUCAUUUUAGCAGCUGUCCAUGUUUCUGCUGGAAGCUGGCAGCCUAUUCUGGCUUGUUGCUCGGGAAAAGUGUAUCUAGAGGGAUAAGCUCACCAGAAAUCCGAUAGCCAUGCACGACCUUCUACCCACACUCCGCUGCCAUAUCCACGAACUUAUGGCUCAAACGGUCCUCUCCUGACCGUUCUGGGGUAUAUAUACC